UGGCUCUUAGCAAAUUAAAGCUCUCUACAAACAAACUUCCGGUCCCCUGCCCUUCUCCCUCUCUUUAACACCGAUCGAGCCUUUGCACAAAACAGAGAGCAUACCGCACCUUCACCUCCAGAUCAGAUCGGUCGAAAAUUUUCACCGUGCAGAAUUUGACCUUAAUUUUCACCAGUUGCAGCAUUUCCAAGAACCUUCGUGAGACAGACAGGGAGACCUUCCGGUGGCUUUCUCGCACAGACGCAUCGCCAACGCCCAUCACGUGCCGACAGAGGAAACUUGUGGAUCGCCUGAGCUGCUAUAAAUAAUCCGAUUCCUCCGGAGAGAAGCUGCGAUUUUGCAGCAGCUAGCAGAAGAGGAAGUAGGAAAUCGAAGCGAUGGGUCGGGCAUUGGAAGAGACGGAGGGUUUCUCGUCGCUCUCCGAGCUCCCGGUGGCCGCCGACGUGAAAUCGGAGGACCGCGGGGUCAGGCCCGGUGAGGAAGUUGAGUUGGAGGACUUUGAGUUCAGGGUGUCGGUUUCAGGGGGACUUCACUCGAGCUCGUCGGCGGCCGACGACAUGUGCGCCGCCGACGAAGUCUUCUUCCGGGGCCAGAUGCUUCCGCUCCGCCGCCCAUGGGGGGACCGCGGGGCGAGCGGGAGCUGGUCGAGUACUUCGGAUUCGAGGAGCACGAGCCGGAGCAGCAGCAGCGGAAGCCAUUCGUCGGGCAGCCGCCUCUCGAGCGGCUCCUCCGGCGAGCGACCGCGGGCGGCGCCGACGGUUUCCAACAACUUCUACGCCCGGCCGAGCCCGUCGCCACGGAUUCUCUCCGCCGGAAGGACAAGCGCGGGGUGGAGGAGGAGCGCGAGCGCUGCGCCGCCCGGGUGGGGAGCGGUCUUCCGGCUGGGCGUCGCCAAGGCGCCGGAGAUCGACAUCAGGUCGCGGGGGUCGGCGAACGGCCGGAAGAAGGUGGCGCCGCCGGGAGGCAGGUGGAGCUGCAAGUGCUUGCCGGACGCGGUGGAGCCGACCGCCGUAUCAAACUCGGCGGAUCGAAAGAAGAAGGAUGAAACUAGACGCCGAGAUCUACAAUAAAUUUGCUCAAGAACAAAUGAUUCUUUUGCAGUUGUUUUAUUAUCACUUGGAAAAUAAAAUUAUUGAUCCAGUUAAUUGUAUUUCAUUGAUUCAUCAACACAGUUGCUCAUCGAGAUUGAAAAUAACAAGAAAA
Molecule: messenger RNA, 1203 nt
Organism: Zingiber officinale
Lineage: Eukaryota; Viridiplantae; Streptophyta; Magnoliopsida; Zingiberales; Zingiberaceae
Exons: 2
Coding region: 378-1070 (230 amino acids)
Source: RefSeq, a predicted model, not a curated record